Molecule: messenger RNA, 413 nt
Organism: Aspergillus pseudonomiae
Lineage: Eukaryota; Fungi; Ascomycota; Eurotiomycetes; Eurotiales; Aspergillaceae
Exons: 1
Coding region: 15-263 (82 amino acids)
Source: RefSeq, a predicted model, not a curated record
GUUCGCUUGAUGGGAUGGGUUCCAACGUACAAAUGAAAAAUAAGUUUCUCACUAGGCGGCUAUCGCUUCUCGGUUUUACCGCGCUAACACCGAGAAUCGUCGAUAUUACGGUUCUGCUAAUAUUGAAGUCUCUCAAUAUUACCGUUGUCGUAAUAUUUUGCAAGUUUAACACUCGCGUGCCCGAAUAUUAUUACUCUACUAAUAUUCUGCCAUUCUUAAUAUCUUCACCGCUUCGUGGUGUCGCAUUAGUCAGGAAUCUGUAGUGAUUAAAUUCAUUUUCUUGCAUCGCUGGAAUUUUGAAGCGGACUUUCCCCAUCAGUCCUUAGUAUCCCUGGUAGGAAGAGCCAUCUACAUCAGUGAACCAUCCACGUUGAGGUUCCUACAUCUGAAUCCCUUUUAUGUCGAGCUUUCUA